GAUGCUCACAUCCGUCUGUGGGAUUUAGAAAAUGGCAAACAGAUGAAGGCUAUCGAUGCAGGCCCUGUGGAUGCCUGGUCCUUGGCUUUCUCACCCGAUUCCCAGUUUUUGGCUACAGGAAGCCAUGUGGGGAAAGUAAACAUUUUUGGUGUGGAGAGUGGGAAAAAGGAGUACUCUUUGGAUACAAGAGGGAAAUUCAUCCUCAGCAUCGCCUACAGUCCUGAUGGGAAAUAUCUGGCCAGUGGCGCCAUAGAUGGAAUCAUUAAUAUUUUUGAUAUUGCAACUGGAAAACUUCUGCAUACGCUUGAAGGCCAUGCAAUGCCCAUCCGCUCUUUGACCUUCUCCCCAGACUCUCAGCUCCUUGUCACGGCUUCAGAUGACGGCUACAUUAAGAUUUAUGAUGUACAGCAUGCAAAUUUGGCGGGUACACUGAGUGGCCACGCAUCCUGGGUGUUAAAUGUUGCGUUCUGUCCUGAUGAUAUUCACUUCGUAUCUAGCUCAUCAGACAAAAGCGUCAAAGUUUGGGACGCUGGGACGAGAACUUGUGUCCACACCUUUUUUGACCACCAGGACCAGGUCUGGGGAGUGAAAUACAAUGCAAAUGGCUCCAAAAUUGUGUCGGUUGGAGAUGACCAAGAGAUUCAUAUCUAUGACUGUCCAACUUAAGCCCCCUCCAGACCGGCCAUUACAGUUCUCACACCGGUCCUUGGGGUUGAUGCGUUCGCCUUGACCUUUACACUCAAGACACACAGUUUGAAUCUGCUGGACCAUCCCUGGCCCAAUCUGCUGGAUGUGAAUUUGCAUUCCUCUCCCUUUGCAGAUGGGGCAUUUUUCAACGGAUCCCUUUUUCCCACCAAUUCCUAGGGAAGCAAAACAAAAAUGCAAUUUAUGAUCUUCUCAGAGUCAAUCGGAGCAAGAACUCUGAAAGCUCUGGGCAGUGGCCACAUGUUUAAGUUUUGGCUGUUCCUUAGAAAACAUGACAUAAAGACUGAAAUGGAAGACUCAAGUCAAAGAAACAUCUCUACCUAAAAUAGCUACCAAGUUGAAUCGAAUAUUUUGUUUUGGUCUGACACAUCCUGAAGACCACCUGAAAAUUAAGGAGUUUUUUGCUGUUGUUCAGUCAUUUUUCAGUCAUGUGCAACUCUUCGUGACUUUUUGUGGGGGGUAUCUUGGCAGAGAUAGUGGAAUGAUUUGCCAUUUCCUUCUCUAGCUCAUUUUUUACAUGAGGAAUUGAUACCAAUGGGAUUAAGUGACUUGCCCAGGGUCACACAGCCAAUAAGACUGAAUCCAGAGUUGAACUCCAGAAGAUGUCUUUCUAACUCCAGACCCCAAAUUCAAUCUGCUAGUUACAAAAGUUUUCUUGCUUUUUUAAAAUGUGUACUAAUAAAUGCAUAGACUUUGAAGGGGAUGCAGGUAUUCAAUUUAUACUUUGUGAGAAACUGUAUAUAAUAAUGAAAAGAGGGGUGUGUAGGUA
Dromiciops gliroides (monito del monte) is the source of this 1474-nucleotide messenger RNA. RefSeq names its product WD repeat-containing protein 61. The transcript has a single exon. The coding region runs from base 43 to 666 and encodes 207 amino acids. The record is from RefSeq and is a predicted model, not a curated record. Gene Ontology annotation, molecular function: protein binding. Lineage: Eukaryota; Metazoa; Chordata; Mammalia; Microbiotheria; Microbiotheriidae. Gene Ontology annotation, cellular component: Cdc73/Paf1 complex.